This is a messenger RNA of Aethalodelphis obliquidens (Pacific white-sided dolphin), 2978 nucleotides long. RefSeq names its product tropomodulin 4 (gene TMOD4). Gene Ontology annotation, cellular component: striated muscle thin filament; myofibril; cytoskeleton. The transcript has 8 exons. Gene Ontology annotation, molecular function: tropomyosin binding. NCBI's taxonomy places the organism in Eukaryota, Metazoa, Chordata, Mammalia, Artiodactyla, Delphinidae. Gene Ontology annotation, biological process: pointed-end actin filament capping; muscle contraction; myofibril assembly. The coding region runs from base 1648 to 2892 and encodes 414 amino acids. The record is from RefSeq and is a predicted model, not a curated record.
UUAUUUUUUUAAGGAUUAUUUUUAUUUUUUGGCUGUGCUGCGUGGCUUGCAGGAUCUUAGUUCCCUGACCAGGGAUUGACCCUGAGCCUUCAGCAGUGAAAGCGCCGAGUCCUAACCGUUGGACUGCCAGGGAAUUCCCAGAGUUGCCCUUUUUGAAUUGUAAAAUAUUCAUUCCUCCAACAGUUUAUAAACACCUUAAAAUUACACACCAAAACAAAAUCCUUAUACUCACCUUUAUAUCUGUAUAGUCACUGCUUUGAAUAUAGCAGGCACCAAAUAAGUAGGAACUGUGUGAUUCUCAUAGAACUUGUUUCUAGGACUCGGGCUUGUAUGAAGAGGAGGAGGUGCCAUGGCUCUUAGUGGCCACUAGAGGCUCUCAGGGCUGGGCAGGGUAUGGGGGCUGUGUAUAUGUGAUCUCCCACUACCCCCCACCUGGCCAGAGCUAAAAUAAUAAAAUGCUGAGCUCACUGUUCCCCCACCCUCUCCCCCGUCGCUGGGCUUCUCCUGCUGCCAGGACAGUGCUCCAGUAGAACAGACAGACCAACCUACAGAAGGGGAGGUGAGAACGGAGGUGGCCACCAGGACUGGUAGGUGGGGAAGGCAGGGGCCUUAUGGAUCAGAGCCUGGUGGGAGAUGGGAGGAGAAGAGUGGCUCUUAUUGGGAAUGAAAUGGAGUGUGUGCCUCUUGUCACUCAGCAUGUUUCUGCCACUGUCUUAUGUUCUCCCUUAACUGUAGUUUACAUUGUCAAUGUAAGUAUCUCACACAUUUUCUGAAUCUUUCAUAUUCAGUAUGGUGUGUAUGUGUGGCUUGUGUUUAUUUUUCACAUUGUAAAAGAUAUUGCAAGUUUAAUCCUCUCACUGUUUUUAGAGAAACUUUAUCCCAUUUAUAAGGCAUUUCCCACCCAUUAGACCGGUGUCACCUUCCUGUCCAAAGCCAGGGACAAAUUAUGGGAACUCAGUACCUGCUUCUAAGGCCAUACCACCCUUCCCCCAACCUGGAAGUCCCCCAGCUCCUCUGAGCCCUUGCUUUGCCUUAGGAUUUAGAAUUUUAGCAAACAUAGUGAAAUCUUGAUCCGACACAAUAAAAGAGGAAAUGAGGGUAGAGUCAGAGCACUGUCUCCCCACCCCCACCCCCACCCGCUGCAAUCCUCCUUGCUUUCUUAAGCCAGUUUAGGAAAAACUGGAUUAUGGGGACGAGAGGAGGAAUUUCCCUGAAGCUCUCUGCCUGCCCCCAUUCCUUUCAAUAGGAACUGGGCUUGGGGCCAGCUGUGCUUGCAGGGCUCCCGGCAGCUGUGCUAGGGCAAGAGGCACGGACAGUCGAGGUAAUAGGGGAGAGGUACUGCCAGGAUUUCUUAUACACUGGGGAAGGCAGAUUCAGCCUGGAUGCCUGGGAUCCCCAUCCGGAGUGGGUGGAAGCUGUGGGAGCCAGAAGGAGGCUCUGGUCCUAGCUAAACAACCUAGCCUUCCCCCAUCUUCCCAUAUCCAACUAGGUCUAUCCUCCAAGGCAAGCAGUUUAUUGUUCUGCCCCACUGACCUGUCUCUUUGUCUCCCUACUGCGUCCAUGUACAUCUUUCCAUUGUCCAACCACUUUCCCCAUGUACCCCAGGCUCCGUGAGUGCCACACUGUGGGGAGGGGGUGGGGGCCAUCAUGUCAUCGUAUCAGAAGGAACUGGAGAAAUACAGAGACAUAGAUGAAGAUGAGAUCCUAAGGACCUUGAGCCCUGAGGAGCUAGAGCAGCUGGACUGCGAGCUACAGGAGAUGGACCCCGAGGUAGGGGCUCUAGCACAGGGUACCAGGGGCAGUCCCCAGGCAUUUGGGAAGGGUGUGGGGCCCUGGGUGACUGAGACCAGGGCUAUCUACAGGGACUGGAGUCCCAAGAGGGUCAGGGGAAUGGUGUCUGGAGAUGUUUUGGGGAGACUUGGAGGUGCCCCAGGUCAGAGGGGAGGUCUGAAUUGCUCCCCAAAACUCAUCCCUAAGAACAUGCUCCUGCCAGCUGGACUAAGACAACGUGACCAGACAAAGAAGAGCCCAACGGGGCCGCUGGACCGAGAGGCCCUUUUGCAGUACCUGGAACAGCAGGCACUAGAGGUCAAAGAGCGUGAUGACUUGGUUCCCUACACAGGCGAGAAGAAGGGGAAACCCUAUAUUCAGCCCAAGAGAGAAAUUCCAGCCCAGGAGCAGAUCACUCUGGAGCCUGAGCUGGAGGAGGCACUGGCCCAUGCCACAGAUGCUGAGAUGUGUGAUAUAGCAGCCAUUCUGGGCAUGUACACACUGAUGAGCAACAAGCAAUACUAUGAUGCUAUCUGCAGCGGAGAAAUCUGCAACACUGAAGGCAUUAGCAGUGUGGUGCAGCCUGACAAGUAUAAGCCAGUGCCAGAUGAGCCCCCAAAUCCCACAAACAUCGAGGAGAUACUGAAGAGUGUUCGAAGCAAUGACAAGGAGCUGGAGGAGGUGAACCUCAAUAAUAUCCAGGACAUCCCGAUACCCAUGCUAACUGAGCUGUGUGAAGCAAUGAAGACAAAUACCCAUGUCCGGAGCUUCAGUCUGGUGGCCACAAGGAGUGGUGACCCCGUUGCCAGUGCGGUGGCUGACAUGUUGCGUGAGAAUCGUAGCCUCCAGAGCCUGAACAUUGAAUCCAACUUCAUUAGCAGCACAGGGCUCAUGGCUGUGCUGAAGGCAGUUCGGGAGAAUGCCACACUCACUGAGCUCCGCGUAGACAACCAGCGCCAGUGGCCUGGCGACGCAGUGGAGAUGGAGAUGGCCACCGUGCUUGAACAGUGCCCCUCCAUUGUCCGCUUUGGCUACCACUUUACACAGCAGGGGCCACGAACUCGGGCAGCCCAGGCCAUGACCCGGAACAAUGAACUGCGUCGCCAGCAAAAGAAGAGAUAACGCUACCCUUCCCUUUACCAACUAGAGCUCGGAGCCCUGAAAGCUUAAAUCCUCAACUUGUAAAUAAAAACCCUUCUGUCCACUCU